GCCGCGCCGCCGCCCUCACCCCCGGACUCGCUCUCGGCCCACGGCGGCCGCGAAAGGGUGCGGGAGACGCGGAGCCGGAGGAGGAGGCGCAGCCGGAGCCGGAGCCGGAGCCCGAGCCGCGGGGCGGGCGCGAAGAUGCACACCACUCAGAAGGACACCACGUACACCAAGAUCUUCGUCGGGGGGCUGCCCUACCACACCACCGACGCCAGCCUGCGCAAGUACUUCGAGGUUUUCGGCGAGAUCGAGGAGGCGGUCGUCAUCACCGACCGGCAGACGGGCAAGUCCCGGGGCUACGGAUUUGUCACCAUGGCUGACCGGGCUGCUGCGGAAAGAGCCUGCAAGGAUCCCAACCCCAUCAUUGACGGCCGGAAAGCCAACGUGAAUCUGGCAUACUUGGGAGCAAAACCAAGGAUAAUGCAACCAGGUUUUGCCUUUGGUGUUCAACAACUUCAUCCAGCCCUUAUACAAAGACCUUUUGGGAUACCUGCCCACUAUGUCUACCCUCAGGCCUUCGUGCAGCCUGGAGUGGUCAUUCCGCACGUGCAGCCGACCGCAGCGGCGGCCUCCACCGCACCUUACAUUGAUUACACUGGAGCCGCGUACGCGCAAUACUCCGCCGCCGCAGCCGCUGCCGCCGCAGCAGCCGCCUACGACCAGUACCCCUACGCAGCCUCGCCAGCUGCGGCGGGCUACGUCACCGCGGGCGGCUACGGCUAUGCGGUGCAGCAGCCGCUCGCCGCCGCACCUGGGACAGCUGCAGCUGCCGCCGCUGCAGCCGCCGCUGCAGCCGCGUUUGGCCAGUACCAGCCUCAGCAACUGCAAACAGACCGAAUGCAGUAGACCAGCCAUCUGAUCAACGUUGAAUUGUUUUCUCUUUCCCUCCCGAUUUCCCGAUUUUUAGUAGCUAAUCAGAGUUAACAUUGACUUAAACAGCUUUAAAAAAAUGCUAUGCUGUUGUGAAGCAGAAUUAUUAUUAUUUUUAUACUCCAAUAGUGUUCUAGGUGAGAAUGAGGUAAGCGAGAGGGAAGUGGGCGCAGUUUUGGAAACUAAUCCCAAAGAGCCUGAGUAAAUGAAAGGCCGCUAGGAAAUGAUGGCAGGAGUA
Messenger RNA from Phyllostomus discolor (pale spear-nosed bat), 1105 nucleotides. RefSeq names its product RNA binding motif protein 24 (gene RBM24). The record is from RefSeq and is a predicted model, not a curated record. Gene Ontology annotation, cellular component: cytosol. The transcript has 4 exons. Gene Ontology annotation, molecular function: mRNA 3'-UTR binding. The coding region runs from base 136 to 843 and encodes 235 amino acids. Lineage: Eukaryota; Metazoa; Chordata; Mammalia; Chiroptera; Phyllostomidae.